GCUUUCAUAAUAUUCAGAGAAAAAGUAGAAGUGAAAAAUGGGUGAAGAGCAGGGGAACUUGAAGACAGCCACAGGUGACGAAAAUCUCAAGGACAUUUUUCACAGUAUUAGAACAACUAAAAAUCCGGCUGUAAUCAAUUAUGGGGCUUCUUGGUGCCGUGUCUGCAACCAGAUCCUUCCUACAUUUCAGGAGUUGAGCAAGAAGUUCCCAAAACUCUCUUUCAUAUAUGCUGAUAUCGAUGAAUGUCCAGAGACAACUCAAAACAUUCGUUUCACGCCAACUUUUCAUUUCUACAGAGAUGGUGAGAGGGUUGAUGAGAUGUUUGGUGGAGGAGAAGAGCGAUUGUACGACCGUCUGUGGUUGCACUCUUAGAAGUAACUUUCAGUACCUUUUGCAAUUGAAACAAAUCAUUGGAUCUUGAAUGGCAGUUACUAUAACAGAUUACUGUACUUUUGUAUCGUCAACAGACUAAAAGUAGUUCAUUAUUAUCAAUUGUAGAUCACCAAAUUUUGGUAGUUCUGCUUUUAGUUUUA
Messenger RNA from Nicotiana tabacum (common tobacco), 534 nucleotides. Its product is annotated as thioredoxin-like 3-3. NCBI's taxonomy places the organism in Eukaryota, Viridiplantae, Streptophyta, Magnoliopsida, Solanales, Solanaceae. The record is from RefSeq and is a predicted model, not a curated record.